AUGGACGCGACGAGAACGCAGGAACUCGCGGCCGAGGAGGAGGCCGAGCGGCAGCGCAAACGGGCGCGAGAGAAGGAGGCAUGGCGCGCGCAGCGCGAGCGCAGCGCCAAGAAGACGGCAGCGCUGCAGGGGCACGACGAGGCAUGGGGACGCGCGAGGGUGGCCCAUGUCGGGCGCGCGCACUCGGUGGCUGGCGCGCUCGACGCGCACAUCGAGCGGCACUGGCGGCCAAGCGGCGGCGCGUUUGCCUACUACCCCGAGGGCCUCCUCCGCAUUCCCGAGCGCUUCGUGGCGGUCCACGUGAGCCGGGUGAUUCCCCUCCUAGUCCACUGCGUCGAGGCGGAGUUCGACUACGCUUAUGCCACGACCGCUUUCUGCGACGAGUUCCUCGGCGAGGGGAGGUACGCCCGGCGGGUCGCCCAGCUGCCAGCGGCGCCGCCGUCGCUGCCGCUGCUCGAACGCCUCAGCAGCGCGACGUUCAAGGCCUUCGACGAGGCGCUGUGCGCGGCGGCGACGCAUCUCUACAAAGCGGGCGUGACUGAUCCCUUCGAGAACCUGGAGUUCUGGCGCGUCAUCAAGACUGGCGCGCUGCGGGUCGUCCUCGAGAAGCGCGCGACGGCGGAGGGGGGGUGGGAGCUCUCGGGCGCCAGGCGCAAAUCGGGCCCGGAUGCGUUCCGUUCGGGGAACAGGGUCAUGCGCCGCCAGGAGCCCAGCACCGACGGCGGCAUCAGCCGUCGGCGGUUCUCCUCCGACGAGGACGGGGACGGUCCCUUCGAGGCCGCGGCCGAAGGCGUCGCCUCCGCCAAGACCGCCCUCCGCGCCUGCCUCCUUCAGCACGAGGCGCAGGCCUCCGCGCUCGACGACCACUGGCAGCUCUGCUGCGGCGUGUCUGCGGAGGACGGCGCCGUGCGGCUGGCCGACGCCCUCGCCGGAGAGAUGCCUGGCAGCGCGGAGGCCUUCGCCAAGGAGGACGAGCGCUUCUUCGGCCCGCCGACACGCGACGCCAUGGCCUUCGCUGGGGGCGUCCGCGCGCAACUGCGGAGCUCGUGGCCCAAGGAGACGCUCCCCGAUAACGAGGCGCGCGUGCUGCAGUGGGAGGCGACUUACGAGUCGGAGGCCACUGGGCGGCGCGAGCGGAACGGGGUCUGCUCGCGGAGCUUCCCGCUACUAGCCCGCGCUCUGGAGGACAAACACAACCCGCCCCUUGGCUGCGAGGACUGCCAAUGGAGGGCGGCGGACCUAGACGCGACCGGCGACUGCAUGAUUGCCGCGUGCGCAUGGCAGCUCCGCAAGCUGCUACCAGAGAGCGUCCUGGUCUCGCACGGGCUGCUGACCAUGCGCCAGGCCUGGGACGCCAAGCGAGCCAGCGACAGGCUGCGCAGGGCGGGGGACCCCACGACGGUGCGGAAGCUGCUGCUGUCGGUGCACAGAGCCGGCUUCUCACCGGGUGCGCCUAUGGACGACACGCGCGACCUCAGCGAUUUCAUCCUCGGG
This is a messenger RNA of Emiliania huxleyi CCMP1516, 1494 nucleotides long. RefSeq lists its product as hypothetical. The record is from RefSeq and is a predicted model, not a curated record. The annotation marks the transcript as partial. Lineage: Eukaryota; Haptophyta; Isochrysidales; Noelaerhabdaceae. The transcript has 4 exons.